Caenorhabditis remanei is the source of this 648-nucleotide messenger RNA. RefSeq lists its product as uncharacterized. The coding region runs from base 1 to 648 and encodes 215 amino acids. Gene Ontology annotation, molecular function: RNA polymerase II cis-regulatory region sequence-specific DNA binding; DNA-binding transcription factor activity, RNA polymerase II-specific. NCBI's taxonomy places the organism in Eukaryota, Metazoa, Nematoda, Chromadorea, Rhabditida, Rhabditidae. Gene Ontology annotation, cellular component: nucleus. The record is from RefSeq and is a predicted model, not a curated record. Gene Ontology annotation, biological process: sex differentiation; regulation of transcription by RNA polymerase II. The transcript is spliced from 5 exons.
AUGUCCUCCUCGCCAACAUCUUCAUCAUGUUUCACCAGUAUCGAUCAGAUUCUGAGAGGCCAUUAUUCAAAGACUCCACCUAAAUGUUUACGGUGUAAGAAUCAUGGAGUGACUACUAUUUUGAAAGGCCACAAACGCUUAUGCGGUUGGAAAGAUUGCGUAUGUAGGAAGUGUAUACUUAUCGCUGAGAGACAACGAGUUAAUGCCGCGCAGGUGGCACUCCGAAGGCAACAAAUUCAAGAGGAGGAAGACGUGAAGGAGGUGGAAACUCUAUUGGGAAGAAAUAUUAAUGCUGCUAAAGCUUUGAAAAUUCUGCAUGGUGGUGUCCCGGCAGAGCAAAAUGUGCGAAACAAUGAUACUAAAACAUCUACCCAAGAAAUUCGUUGCUCACCUGUGUCAUCACCACCAGCACUAUUACCAGUAGAUCUGAAAUCAUCUAUAGAAUUGGUUUCACCCAGCCCGAUAUCAUUCAACAACAUGUAUCAAUUCUCACCAUUCAAUCCAUUGCUGUACAGCUGUUGGAGGUUUCCAGUAUCUCCCUUGCCACAUAAUUUCGUCACUCCCCCCUCUGAUUUCUCAUCUAUUGAGAGCCUCAUUGCUCAACCAGCGGCCUCAAAAAUUGGAGAUGCCUGCCAGAAAAUGAUAUAA